Molecule: messenger RNA, 3774 nt
Organism: Thunnus maccoyii (southern bluefin tuna)
Lineage: Eukaryota; Metazoa; Chordata; Actinopteri; Scombriformes; Scombridae
Gene: sncb
Product: synuclein, beta
Exons: 8
Coding region: 2839-3192 (117 amino acids)
Biological process (GO): synaptic vesicle endocytosis; chemical synaptic transmission; synapse organization
Cellular component (GO): axon terminus; neuronal cell body; cytoplasm
Molecular function (GO): cuprous ion binding
Source: RefSeq, a predicted model, not a curated record
AUCAUCAUAAUGUGGCAUAAUCAGCAUAAUGUUUUUAAGUGUUUUACAUAUAAAACCUUUACCUGCAAAGUAACUAUACAACCAUCACAUAAAUUUAGUGGAGUUAGAGCCUCGAAAUCUGAAAUACUCAAAUAAAGUUGCAGAAAAAAUUACCUUCUACUUCUGGUAAAAUGUCAUUUGCUUAUUCUAUUUUGUAUGAUUGGCCAAACCUGUGUACUGUAUUUGCAGGAAAUUUUAAUUUUGGCUAGCCUCUAAAACUCAUUUUCAGGAUAAUUUGGGUGAAAUGUAAUUUUCAGGGAAAUGUUUAGUCACAAAAUGUAUUACUGGCACAAGCUGAACUUACAUUAUCCAGCUGCAUUCAAAGGAAUUUUGUUAUUUCUUUAUAAUACAAAACAUUUUCUGAAAAAUACUGAGAAGUGUUUCCAAAUUUAUGAGUGAAUUGUCAUUUAACAGCAGAAAACUGGCUAAUUUGCAUUAGAGAUGUGCGACUGCAGUGCGGUCAGUGGGUUUCCUGUGGCUUCUUGAUCUAGAAUGGCAAUUAACAGCCAUCUAAAGAGAUGGCUGUUAAUUGUGUAGCGGUUUUAAUUGCAAACGGUUGAGUGCUUUGGACACAAAGAGACACAAUUGACACACAUGUGCCUCCCCACACCAAGAAAGCCCUGCUUCCUGCCACUCAGGCUACACCAGGAAAAUAAACCAAAUGGCCACUUGUGACCAUGUAGCGGUAUCAUACAAUGUCAACAAUCACGUCUGCAUUAUGCAAAAAGUGAGUAAACAACAGACUGAGGGACACAAAUUGGCUCAACACCAGCUGUCUAAUUAGCUUUGUGCUGAUCUUGAAAAGCAAACAAACACUGAAAGCGGGACGUCUGAAAGCCGGCCAGGCAUCGGUUCUAAGAGUUCUGUUCCCCCCAAAUCAGACGGGGCGCUCCAGUUCCGCUUGCAUGGAGAGAGAGGGAGAUUUUAAAUAAGACACAUGGAUAAGAUCAUACGUUAAGUUCCCAGAAGAUCUUCGCUCGGUUAUUUUGGAAACAUUGUAAAGACUCACAAGAGGCUCGGGUAGAAUUUACAUUUUAAUGAAGCCUUAGCUGAUUGCUAUUAUGCUGAGUUCCUCGCAACUGCCUAGUUUAAGGUUAUGUGAAGCACAAAAGAAAGCAUAUACUCUCUCACACACACACACACACACACACAUACAGAAAAACAGCCUGAUGCACAUGUGCCCACACAGGCCUGCAGAUACACACACGCCCCACUAAUUUAACACACUCCUGCUGAGAGGUUGUUGCAGAAACAAACUGUCCUGUAAACAUAGGGAGGGGGCAGAGAGGACACCCAGGGGUGCAUUACAUUCUCUCCCAGCACAAUGUGGCUGGAAAAAAACAUUUGCAACAAUUUUCCUGCAUUAGAAAAGGUACAAAAUAGAGGCUUUUUAUAUUAUACAGGACACAGGGAGAGCCAGUCAGAAAAAUAUAGGGGAAGAGGGAAAGUGGUCUUCUUUUUUGUUGUAACAUGAGAGUGACAGGCACAGCGAUGAGUAGCAGGAGCACCGUGACAAGUGGCACGGUGACGAGUGUUACUGACGAAUUUUGCUCGGCGAAAGACAGCAUGUAUCAUGUCAGAUCAGAAUCGUCAGGACUCGUCACUUCGCUGUCAUUCAGCAACAGCCUGUGUGGGAGUGUAGACAAAUCCGCAUUCCUGCGUCGUUAUCAGGCACACUGCAGUCGGAGGCGUGAGUAAUGAUUAGUCACAUACAGUGGUGGCUGCUAUUCACCAGUCAUCACUUAAAAAGAUGGCAGUAAUGGCAACUUGAAAUUCCUGCCGUUAAUGACAUUUUUGGGGAGUAACAUCAGGCACAUUACAAAGACUGUUUCAUACUGUGAAAACCAAAUCCAGCUUAUGCUCUGGGACUCCUGGCAGUCCUGACGCUGCUUUAAAAAACGAUUCCCUCCCUUGUUAAAUGUCCUGGCACACCCAGAGUAGGAGACAUCUUAUCUGCAGCACCCUUCUUAUCGCUCAGCCCCAGUGGAAACUAUUGCCAGGUAGCAGGUUGUCAUAUGACACACAGCGCUGUGACAAGCCACAGCUCAGCAUAGUUUGCCACACCGCUGGCAGCUCCUAUGUGAUAAUACAUAACACAACAGUACUGCAGGGUCUCAGAUAGCGCCAAGGGGAAAUAUGAACCCAGUGGUGAUUUGUAUCUGCCUUAUUAAAGAGCUGACCUUGACCAUGGGGAAAACUGGAUUAGUCUGAUUUUUAACAAAGAGGCGGGAUGAUGUUAUGCUGUUGAAAUGAAGAGCUUCUUCCUUUUCAUGCUCUCCUCUUCUGUUCCCCCCCCUCUCUUCCACCUCCCCCCUGCUGUCUGUCUUACUAACAUCCAGUGUUCAUUGUCCUGUUAAACAAAAGGAAGGGCUGAUGCAACAGUCUGUGUCCAGGCGUCUUCCUGGCACAACAUAAACACAGAAGACACCAGCUCGCUGUGGGGUAACACUGCUCAAGCAAACACACACAAAAACGCGCGCCAGCCAUGCUACUUCCAUCACAGACAAAGCCUGAUGAGAGGAUCCUUGAGGUGAUUGAAGGGAUAAGUACAUCCUGCAAACUGCAGCUCAUGGCAGAUAGUGCGAAGAAAGAUAUUCCUCAGUGCUGAGAUGCUGGAACAAAGCUGCUUCUUCAGGGAUCAGAUAAUGCAGUAUUGGAGGUCCCCACCAAGGAAAGACAGCAGCCUUCCAGUUCUUGGACUGUAAAACUCUGCUAUUGCUUGCCAGACAGUUGGAAAUAAAAGAGCCAGUUGGCCUGCAGAUGCUCAGUGGUCUUCUGUAAAUUGAUAGCUCGGCCAAGAUGGAUGUGUUUAUGAAGGGUUUGUCUAAAGCAAAAGAGGGGAUGGCUGUGGCUGCAGAGAAGACCAAGGAAGGAGUCGCAGUUGCAGCAGAAAAGACUAAAGAAGGCGUUAUGUUUGUAGGUAACAAGGCCAAAGACAGCGUGGGCACAGUGGCUGAGAAGACCACAGGAGCGAUGGGGAACAUCGUUGCUGCCACUGGCCUGGUGAAGAAAGACGAGUUCCCUGCUGACAUGAAUCCUGAGGAGUACGGGCAGGAGGCCAUGGAGGGCCAGGGAGAGGGAAUGCUGGAGCCAGAAGGGGAGACAUAUGAUGAGACCCAGCAGGAGAGCCAGGACUACGAGCCAGAAGCAUAAAAGCAUCAGUCCAAGCCACCAUCCAACCAGCAGCACAAUAAUAUUUCUAACAAUAAAAAGGACAAAUGCUGAAACUAUUACAAUUAUACCCCUGUUGCAAAAAACAACAAAAAAUCAAGCAUUCCCACUGAAAAAUGUUCUUCCUUCAAGACAAAUCUUUUAUUAUUAUAUAUUGUAAAUGUCAUGUUAUUAAUGUAAUGUGUUGGGUGUAGGUAUUUAUUGAGAUGUAGGAUCGUCCGCACAGUCUCAUUUCCUUGAUUCCCUCCCAAUGAAAUGAGACCAGAGCCAGGGCUUGUGACUUUGUACUUGUGUGUAUCUGUAUUUAGAAAAUGUGCAAUAGAUGUUCAUCAUCUUCCAAUGAGACGUUGGGAGUGGAAAAAAUAAAUAUGUCCGGUUGCAAGCAGAUAUUAAUACAAUAAUAUCCUCUUAAGUGUCGACAAUGCCUGUUUGUGGGUUUUUUUUUUUCCUUUUUGCAUUUCUUUGGAAAAUCCAUUUUUGAAGUAAGAGUUUUUUACAUUGUAUCUUUAUAGUUGCUUGUGAAAUCAUUCCAGUAAACUAUCUGUUAGAAAUGGACAGAGUAUA